Messenger RNA from Manihot esculenta (cassava), 982 nucleotides. Its product is annotated as probable WRKY transcription factor 51. Gene Ontology annotation, molecular function: sequence-specific DNA binding; DNA-binding transcription factor activity. NCBI's taxonomy places the organism in Eukaryota, Viridiplantae, Streptophyta, Magnoliopsida, Malpighiales, Euphorbiaceae. Bases 96 to 737 code for a protein of 213 amino acids. The record is from RefSeq and is a predicted model, not a curated record. The transcript has 3 exons. Gene Ontology annotation, biological process: regulation of DNA-templated transcription.
GUAUUGGAAGCACACCUACCAUUUUUAUUACUAGUCUUGUUUCUUGAUGCUCUUCUUGAUUUGCUUGCUGGCGAGCUUCUUCUAGGAUCUCAUACAUGUCCACCUCCUACUCCAGCUUCCUGCAGCCGCCGAUAAUGGAUUACCCUUCUGACCCUAACCCUAAUAACCUUCCUCCUCAUCAGAAUCAGUACUUUCACCAGAAUAUCCUCGAUCCUUUUCCGGCGGAGUUUCAGUUAUCGGAUUAUCUCAUGCUUGAUGCUGAUAUUAAUGGUUUUGCUGAUGAUUCCACCACUUCAGAGCAGAGUAUGAUCUCAUCGGAGCAGGUUUUCAGUGGUGGAUGUGCCGGUGGUGAUGGUGGUGCAACAUCAAGAAAUACUAGCAGCAAAUGCAAGAAAGGGAUGAAGAAAGACAAAUCUGAAGUGGGGAAUAGGGUUGCAUUUAGAACCAAAUCGGAUUUGGAGAUCAUGGAUGAUGGGUUCAAAUGGAGGAAGUACGGCAAGAAGUCGGUCAAGAACAGCCCUAAUCCAAGGAACUAUUAUAAAUGUUCAAGUGGAGGAUGCAAUGUAAAAAAGAGAGUAGAAAGGGACAGAGAAGACUCAAGCUAUGUGAUAACAACUUAUGAAGGAAUCCACAACCAUGAGAGUCCAUGUGUGGUUUACUAUAAUCAGAUCCCUGCAGAUGGCUGGUCUUUGCAACCUUCUUCUUCUCCUUCUCAACACUCUUCUUCCUCUUCAUAGCCUUCUUCUUUCUAUUUCCCCUUUCCCUCUUUAGCAUAAUUCAUCAUCACUUUUAUACCAUCAAAACUCUAGCUACUUGCUUUAUGUAAUUUUAUGAGCUUGAUUAUAUAUAAUUUUGUGUUAUGGUAUAGUCAUGUCUACUGUUACUACUAUGUUCCCUUCCAAUUGCCUGGCCCACAGGAACUUCCUCUGCACUGGGCUGGGCCCGGGCCAAUAAAUAAAGCUCACUCAUGUGUAUAAGGUCA